Molecule: messenger RNA, 3250 nt
Organism: Phyllotreta striolata
Lineage: Eukaryota; Metazoa; Arthropoda; Insecta; Coleoptera; Chrysomelidae
Source: the annotation of a GenBank genome assembly
AAAUUUACUUAGUUCAUUAAAAACCGCUUUCCAGGCAAUAAGUUUUUACAUAAAUAUAAUUUGAUAAAGAAAACAUUGGCAUUUACUAAAAUUCUAUUAUAUUAGGCCUUGUAAAAAAGUGUCACAAUUAAGUACAUAUUUAUAUUGUACUCGUUACAAUAAAUAAGUAUUCGCGUACAGAUAAGUACUGGUUAUCAGUUAAUUAUAUUCAAAAUUGAAUUAAUACCAGGCAAUUCUAAUAUAUUCUUCAGAAUUCGUAAAUGGUUCAAAGUGCGCGAACGCAUCGCCCGUAAAACAUCAAAAUAACCAACUAAUUUUCGAAUCAAUAUUUACAAAUCGCGUAUAACGAAAAAUAUUUUUAAUCAAAAGGAUAUAAAUAGUAAUCAGGAUGCCUAAUGCUGAAUUGCGUAAACGAAAGAAUAAGCAGCACAAUGAUAGGCCAAAUAAAGUCAGCACGAAGAAGAGGAAAGACAAAACAGUAUCUGGAAUACACACGUCCCUUUUAUGUUUAAUUUUAAGCGCCUCAAUAUUUACAUUAUUUAUAAUUUUAUACACAGACCAAAUACCAUGGUUAAUAGGCCACAGAGCCAUCGAUACAAUUGCCAAACGAGUGCUGGGAUACCACAAGCCCGUAUACGCUGUUGUCGUAGAUGCUGGAAGUACCGGCUCCAGGGUGCUGGCUUACACCUUUCACGAGUCCUAUUUUGGAAACCAUUUAAUGCUAGACAAAGAACUAUUUGAAUACCUUAAACCAGGCCUUUCGUCUUUCGCAAAAGAACCCAAAAAGGGAGCUGCAACUAUCGAAACGCUUUUAGAGAAAGCCAAAAACGAAAUUCCGCAGGAAUAUUGGUCUAAAACUCCAGUCGUACUACGAGCAACAGCCGGAUUGAGGAUGUUACCUUCAGAACAAUCUGAAAAACUAUUACAAACUGUCAAAGGGGUGUUCAAAAAAUCCCCAUUCUUAACAAACGAUAACGCAGUCGAGAUUAUGGACGGCACCGAUGAAGGGAUAUUCUCUUGGUUUACAGUAAAUUUCUUGCUAGAAAGAUUCAAUGGCGAUCCUGCCAAUACGGUAGCAGCUUUGGACUUGGGUGGAGGCUCGACUCAAGUGACAUUCGCCGCCAUGACGCCGGCCAGUCUGAAGCAAAAGGACAGCAUUCAAAUGGUGGGGUCUCCAGGAGGCCAGAUGCCCGUCUACACUAACAGUUUCGCGGGAUUGGGGCUCAUGGCGGCUAGACACUCCGUGAUUACUUUGAACCAGGGCGAUGCCAUUAAUGUUACCAGCGAAUGCGUCAAUCCUAUCAUUAAGAAUAAGAAGUUCCUUUAUCACGGUACUGAGUAUUUUGUAUCCGGUUUACAAGAAAACUUCCCGACAUCGAACGUGAAGGGCAAUAGCAUAAAAGUCGGUGAAACUAUUCCUAUAGUUAAUUUUCAAGAUUGCUCGAAAAUAUUGAGUGAUUAUGUGAGAUCAAAGGCGAGCCCUCCGGAAGAGUUACCGUUGAAAACCAUCUUCGCUUUCAGUUACUACUUUGACAGGGCUACCGAAGUGGGAUUAAUCGAGGAAACUUCAGGUGGAAAUGUUCUAUUAAGAGACUUUAAGAACGUCGCUGAGAAAACGUGUCAUGAAGCUAAUGUAGAACAACCAUUCAUGUGCCUAGAUUUGACCUUUAUUUGGGUGCUUCUAAAUGAGGGUUUCGGGCUAAAGGAAACCAGCAAAAUAUUUUUGCAUAAGAAAAUCAACGGUCACGAGAUCAGCUGGGCCUUGGGGGCGGCGUACGAUUUACUGAGGGGCGAGAAAAAGAUUUAAAUUUAUCGAAUGUAUUAAUGUACAAUGAGUGAUUGCACUUUGUUAUAUUAGUAUCAAUUUUCUAUUUAAUAUUUGAAAAGACACAAUUGAAUUUGGUGCAGUUUUUACGAUGUUUCAGCAACGAAUUAGAUAAAAUAUAUAUCGUAAUUUUAUUACAAUGACUGUCAUCGAUUGUUCAGUAUUAUUCACAUACUCACAUUCCUAUUUACGAGUGAAAUUUAUUCCCUUCAUUAGAAGAAACUUUAUCAAAUGAUAGCGCAAAAUUCUUUAAAAUUUGUUAACACGUAAACACUGUCAACCAAAGAAUGUUCCCCAAUAUUAAUGAUACCUCAGUAAUCCUAAACGAAACUAGUAGAUAAAAAUCGCUUAAAUUAUAAUAAUUGGUACAUUAUUUAUUGAUUUUGGCGAUACUGUCGAUCGUUUCCUCCUCUCUUUUACGAUUUGUGAAUUAGUAAUCUCCAUUAGUUGAUGACAUUGACGACGCUGGCAGAGCAAUAAUUUUCGAACUUCUAGAAAAACUCAAGAAUAUUUUUGUACUUACCGAAGGUAGCUGAUUUACUCGAAUGUAAAUUGGCAAUUAUUAUUCAAGAAAUUAUCUUAUAUGAUAGAAUAAAAUUUUUACAAUCGCCUGCUAAUUGGAAAAUUUGAUAAUUAUGCUUAGAUAUUCGAUCCAUCGUUAAUAAUUCUUUCAAAUUCGAUAUUUUGUUUGUCCAAAAAAAUUUAUUGUUAUCAUUAAAGAGAUUUUAAACUAAUAAAAUCCGUUGUUUAGGAGUAAUGAUUCGUUACUAAUGAAUUAAUAAUUUUUACGUGUACGUUACGACCGCAAAAUUGGCGUAAUUAGAGUCGACAUGCAAAAUUUUAUGUUUUUGAUUAGAGGUUAAGAUAAUUUACGUUUCGUUAAAGACUUAUUUUCUAUAAAUUAUUUACUUGAAAGGCAAUUAUUUACUUUUUAUAAUUUUACCCAUUGUGUAUGCUUUGAUUUGUUUCAAAGGGUACUUAUUUUGCUCGAGACUUUGAACUACAUUUAAUUUAUCAAACAAAUACUAUUUGAAUCCAAUUGCUUGACUUCUUAUUUUAACCAAUGAUUUGUUUUAAUUGGAUAAAAGUUACUAUGUAAUGAAUUUUUAUUUUAAUAUUUUUUUAUAAUUUACCAAAUUAGUGCUUCUUGAUGGGGUUUUACUUAUUUUUUACGUUUGCUAUACAAAUGCGUUUUUACAUUGGAUUUAAAUGUAACGAUAUAUUUUUCAAAUAUCAAUACGUAUUGUACAUUUCGUUCUAAAAUCGAAAAUUGAUACUCUGUAAAUUUCGUUAUCGACAUGAAAAUGUGCCUUAUCUUAUACAUUACCUUUUUUUUUGUUUUGUUAUGUUUAUUGGCUGUGCAAUAAUUCCAUUCGUUUAGAUGUACGUCAAUAAUUACAAAUAAAUGUUUUUUUUUUUCUGUAA